AUGUCCGAUGUGUCGGACGCCAUGCCAACCUAUGUGCUCAGCUGGGGCGCGAACGAGACAGGUUCGUUGAAUCCUUGGAGAAAAGGCAAGUUCGAAGCUCUGCCAGGACAUGUCUUCGCAGGCUAUGACUACUCCUGUGUGAUUAGCAACACUGAGCGGCUGUUUGCCGCUGGGAACAACGAAGGCGGCAUGCUCCGAGAGGAGGACGAAGUCUCCCAAGCCCCGGGCCUUCCGCAGCCGGCAUCCUUUGUCGAGUUUGGGGCCAAGCUGGAAGAUUUAAGCCCAACCUCACCAGCAGCAGCGGAGACAGCGCCGCCACCAGAGCGGCAGACACCGCAGGAAGAACGGCCACGGCCAGUUGGAUUCAUCCGUGUUUUUGCGGAUGGAUCUUUCGAUCUAGUGACUCCCGAGAACCCGGAUGUGCCGCUGCCUCUGCAACAAACAGACAUGAACCGUUGCCUAUGCAUAGUGAAAAGCGCGGCGUAUGAGUUAGCGCGAGAUGAUGUUCCUCGCGUGGAAAGCACAGCGGGGCCAACCCCCGCCGACAGCAGCGGCGAAGCCCAGCCGCCAAUGGAAAGCACAGCGGCGGCAACCCCUGUCGUCAGCAGCGGCGAAGGUACCACCGAGCCGCAAGUGGAAUGCAUUGGGGCGACAGAGUCCGCCGCCGCCACUGGCGCAACCAACGCGGAGACGCCAAAUCCAGCGGACGAUUCCGCCCAAGCCAGCCAAGCACUAGCGGCUGACACAGCGGGAGAUGCUCCUGCAACAGCUGCAAGCGCGCCCAUGGAAGAUGCUGCAGGCAAUGCGGAGGCAAACUCCGCGGUGACAGGAAUGUCGACAGCGGCCAAUGCCGCAGCAUCGGAGCUCCAGAGCGGUUCCGCACGCGGACGUUCUAGGAAGCGAAGGAAGCGGCAACGCCAUAAGCGGCCAAAGAGCCCACGCACAGGUCGGGACAGGUCGGGCACGGGUCGGGCCGGGUCGGGCGCGGGUCGGGCCGGGUCGGGCGCGGGUCGGGCCGGGUCGGGCGCGGGUCGGGCCGGGUCGGGCGUGGGUCGGGACGGGAAUGGACCGCGAGACAUGAAGGAAAGGGACAUGUGGCCAGAGCAAGUGAUCGCAGAUCUCGACUGCAAAGGCCUUUGGGAAAAUAUUUCAAGAAGCUUACAGCAAGGUUGGGUCCUGACAACUGACUAUAGCGGGAUAGGUACUGCAGAAGAAGCAGCGAGAUGCCUUAGCAUAGCCGCAGCUUGCAAAGCUCAUGGCGAAGGAAGGGUUCAGUAUGCAGCCCGUGUGCUGUGCCAGAGGGCUGGAGACAAAGAAGCGGAUUGCCGCCAAAUGCUCCUGGAGCGAAAUCAUGCUUUGACGCAUGGGCCUGUGUGCGUCCAUGGGGAUAUCGGAGAGCGGUGCGAUCGCAAAAGAUGGGAAAAUUUGCAUCGGAGUCUUCAGCGCUUGCAAGCCUCAGAAGUGUUGAGGCUAGACACAGAUCCAGCGAAUUUCGCGAAGGAUUGUUUUGGCCAGGUCAUGAAGCAAGAUCUCGUCGGAGUAGCGGCACAUUGCUUUCGACACGGCAAGAUGUGCUCCGUAAGCAGAACCAGGAGCGGCACAGAUGCCGCAGAAUCCGAUAAAGAUGCUUUGAAUCUGCACGUAGCGGGAUUCAACUGCUUUGACUGGUCACUUAUGGGAGGUCGGAAAGGCUGGUUUGGACUGAGCACGCCUGCAUUUAUGCAAUGGUUAGCAGAGCGAAUGCAGUUUGACGAAGAUGAUUGCAUUUUGUGCGAAAACACGCCUGCCUUUGAUUUAAAGACGCUAGCGGAACUCACCGCUGAGAAGUGGCACAUGCAAGUGAUCCGCGUUUCUCCGACACUAUUUGGACUUCCUGUUGAGCGGAAACGCAUUUAUAUUCUGUUGCUACGCAAAGGCAAAUGGCGAUUCCAAGGCCUUGUUGCAAGUGCAAGCAGCCAGAAGCAAGCAGAUGAUGAAACCAAUUUUUUCUUGCUGCAGGAGCAAUUUGAUUCCAUCUUUCAGCGCAACAUCGUGAUGACAGCGGGAAGUCAAUUCCGAGCUCCGGAAACAUGCAAACAACAGCAUGUCGAGGUUCUUGCGGAAGCGCAGAAACUGCCUCCCACCACCGCGUCUGGCAAGCACUGGAAUUGUUAUCAAGCAGUUUCUGCCGCAGUGCGGUGCAAAAUAAAUGAACACAAGCAAGCAUUGCUUGAAAAGAGUGGCGAGACCUUGGAAGACAUGACAGAGCGGGAACGCCACCAAUGGACUGCGGACUUAUGUCAGCAUCCCCAAUACAUGGGGCCUUCAUGUGGCCACGUUCCAGCCUUGCUCCAACGAACCAACUUGUGGCUUUUUGGGCAGCGGCGACUUGCGCUGCCGAGUGAACACUUGGAAUGUCAGGGGUGGAACCUUUUUGGUGACCCUGCUUGUUUGUACAAAUCUCCAAUCACGCCUGAGCAGCUUCAAAACAUGAAGCCUGCACGGGUCAAAAGCUUUGCCGGGAACGGCAUGAUCGCAAUGCCUUUUAGCAAAUAUGAGCGGCUUACCAUGAGCGUCGCUGAUGCUGAGUCCCAAAGAAACGAAAAGCUGUUGGCGAUAGCGGCGCAGAAACCUUCUUUGCGUCAACAUAUCAUCUGCGGCGCAGAUGCCGCUUUGUGGCGGGAGCGGUCUAACAUGAGAUCCGCUGAUGCGGAGGCCUACCAGCAUGAACGCAAACUCAUGGCAUGCACAGUGCGAAAUAUGGACAGUGAUGCCAAGACUUUGGCCAAGCAAUUGCAAUGGCACGAAACAUUACGGGAUACAACGCAAUCCCUUUCUCGCGCAAACUUGCUGCGGCACCAAGGGUUGCCUAGCUGGAUCAUCCUUGAGGGGAUGAAGAUCGGAGAAGCGGUCCAGGAUCGCCAAAUUCCAGCAGUCCGCACCGCUGACGCCAUUAGGACACAGCAGGCAAAAGGUAACAAGGCAUCCGCUGCAGGAUCUGUGGCCACCUCCAGCACACAGAGCGGACAUGCGCAGAAUGCAAAGGAAGCGGUCUGUGGAUCGCAAUAG
Cladocopium goreaui is the source of this 3048-nucleotide messenger RNA. NCBI's taxonomy places the organism in Eukaryota, Dinophyceae, Suessiales, Symbiodiniaceae. The record is from the annotation of a GenBank genome assembly.